This is a messenger RNA of Salmo salar (Atlantic salmon), 4519 nucleotides long. Lineage: Eukaryota; Metazoa; Chordata; Actinopteri; Salmoniformes; Salmonidae. The record is from RefSeq and is a predicted model, not a curated record.
AAAUUGUAAUUACUUCGCUACUAUGGCCUAUUUAUUGCCUUACUCCAUUCGCAAACAUUGUAUAUAGAUUUUUCUAUUGUGGUAUGGUGUUGAUAUUAUUUUGUAGCCACUCCUUCAGAGGGGGGAAGGGGAUCGCACCUUGAGAGUGUUUAGGCAAGAGGCCUGCGGGCAUACAUCACCCGUCAUAUUUAAUGUGGUUAAAUGGUUAAACCAUUGGGCUGUUUACAUUUCAAAUUAAGGAGAUGUUUUUUUAGCAACAAAACCGACAAUGUUCUCUCAGAUUGUUGACAACAUAUAAAGUAUAUUUUGUAUCCAAUGUUUAUUGAAAACAUUCCUACAUUUGCACAAUGAGCACUUGUCUCUCAAAUACAUCGUUACAGUUGUUGGUUUGCUAGCUAGAGAAUUUUUGCCAUAUUAGCAUAGACGUCAAAACAAGACAUGGUAUCAAGAACAAGAUAAAACUAGCUGAAACUAGCCACCUACGAUUCCCCACAUUGCAGCUCCUUGUCACUAGGUGGGUAGCCUAGUGGAUAGAGAGUUGGGCCAGUAACCUGAAAGAUUGGUGGAACAAAUCUCUGAGUUGACUAGGUAAAAUAUGUCGUUCUGCCCCUGAACAACGCAGUUCCCCGGUAGGCCGUCAUUGUAAAUAAGAAUUUGUUCAUAACUGACUUGCCUAGUAAAAUAAAAAAUGUGAGAAUGUUUACAUGCACUGUAAUAAUUCGAUAUUAUACUGAUUAUGUAAGUAGGGAGAUUAUGCAAUAGUCAUGUAAACACCUUACUCUGCUGAUCUUAAUCGAACUAAACAUACACUUAUUAAAACACCUGGUUUUCUGAGCAAUCUUUCAAAUUAUUAGAACAUGUAAACUGCUUAAUCGGCGCUCCAGCAGUGUAUUUGAUCUUUGCGAGUGAAGUGAUUUCGGAACAACUGAAUGUAUGCGUUCUGGUAGUUUUAUAUGUCCGAACUCGGAAUCAAAUAUGCUUCCCAAAAAUAACAUGCUUGCUGUGGUAUAACGUUUAUUUUGAUUGUCGAUUGUCUGCAUUUAUUAAAGUAGACAGAUUUCAGAUGUGUCCAUGUAAACAGGAUUAUUAGCGACGGCGUUUUUCCUAAAACGUGCAAUGCCUGUAAACGUUUUAAUCUAACUACCCACAAUAAUCGCAUUAUUGUGUGCAUGUGUAAGUAUUACUUCCGUCCCUCUCCUCGCCCCUGCCUGGGCUCGAACCAGGGACCCUCUGCACACAUAGCCACCCUCGAAGCAUGGGUACCCAUCGCUCCACAAAAGCCGCAGCCCUUGCAGAGCAAGGAGAACAACUACUUCAAGGUCUCAGAGCGAGUGACGUCACCGAUUGAAACGUUAUUAGCGCGCACCCCACUAACUAGCUAGCCAUUUCACAUCAGUUACACAUGUAACCAUACCCAUUGUUGCUGGCUAUCUGGCCAUCCAGAAUCACAACAACACACAUACAUUGAAGUGUGUGCAUUGUUUUCAUGAUAUUGUCAGCUAACCCUUCUAAUGGAAGUGUUAAUGAAUGUACCUGCAAAAAAGCAGAGAACCAUUCACACAGACCCGAUACCUGUAUUUUGGUUACAUGGUCCGUGAAAAUGAAGCACUCAUGACUAUUGUUAGGGUUGAACUGGCUAUUUGUUUGCAUAACCUAUAUAAUAUACUGGGGAAGCUAUGCUACAAUAUUAAGUAUAUGAACUACGGCUAAGUCAACUGCUGAAGAUAAGAACUACAACAGGCGACAGGAAGUGCGUCACGAGGCUGGGACCAGCCUGCACGCCGACGAUAGGAGGAGCAAGUCUAAACCACGCUCCUCCCCCCUCUGACAGGCCAGCAUUGAGCGGGAACUAUCUCUGUCAGAGUAUAUAAGAGAGAACAAUAGGAUGUGACGUUCUCUUCUCUGUCUGCCCUGCGAGGUGUCACAGAGAGACCGUAUAUAUACGAACAACUCAUUUACCAUACACGUGUUUGCAUUAAUGAAAGUACAAAUAAAUCAGAAGUUACUAUGUGCUGACUAUUUUGUUCUGAUACCAGAAUCGAAUUGACGCAACUUUAACACUAUGUAUUUUAAUUGCCAAUGUUUUUUUUUUUUACCUCCUACUCUUACGCUCUCCAAGUAAUUGAGGCUUUUUUGGUCGGCUACCACACUUUGUAACACAACAUGGGUUUGUUGUUUUGUUUUCUAUCAUGUUCCUCCAUAUUCUGUCAGAUGUUACCACGUUUGAACAUGUAAUUCAUGAAACGUGUAGCUUAAUAAAUGAGCCAAACUACCCUAAAUUAAGACUGCCUCACUUAAUUGAGACUUAAGGUCGACUGCAAUGAUUUCUCACUAUCUGCACUGCGCACACUACAGGGGUGUAAUCAUUAGUCGAAAGAGUUUCUAUUGUACAAUGAUCGUUUUUAUUGGACAAAUUCAGGUAGGUCCCUCCCCGUUUCGUUCUGUUUGCUUCCGUUUCAGAAACGUUUUUGCAACAAAAUCGGCGUAAUGAAUACGUUCCACCAAACGCUGGAUCAUGACGUCAUCAAAAAAGGACAGCGGGCUGUCUCACAAUCGUAAACAAAAGGAAAUUUUAAUCUUGCAGUUUUUCUACUCGUGGAAAAGUCUCUCCGCACAUAGACCUUUGCGUAAACAGCUAGCGACAUUGUCAUAAUAUUACAAGGCGAAAACAUGGUGGAUAUACGCACAGGUGAAUAUGCCUCUUGAAUCUAUACAAUGACCGAUAUUGGUUUUAUUCUUUGUGUUCACAUCUAACAUGUUUUUUUUUAGCUGUACCGUCAGAGUCCUUAAAUAAAAGCUCCUCCGAUGAUGAACCGUUGCUUACAUUAAUAAACAAGAAGCACCAGCCCAAUGAGACCCAGGGUAAAAAAAAAGCCUGAAUAUCACUAGACAAGAUUCAGGGUUAGAUGACACUUCAGAUGAUGAACCCUUGAGAAAGUUGGAGAGACUUCCCAAACCUAAAAAAGCCACUGUACAAGCAAAAGGGCAAGGGACUACUUAUAUCAAAAGAGGAACAGGUAAUGGCAUCCAGAAGACAAACAACAAGAUCGCAGGUUCAACCCAGGAUGAGGACUCCUAUGACAGCUCAGACGAUGAACCCUUGAUAAAGAUGGUUAAAAAGCUCCCUAAACAGACAUCGUUGCCAUUCAAAAAGAGACCCUUCAACACAACCAGAGAGGUGAACGAUGUGAAGGGCAGAAAUAACGUCCAGAACACUCAUAACCUAUGCACAGACUCAUCAGGUGACAGCUCCGAUAAUGUGCCACUGAUCAAGAUGGUAGACAAGCUGAAGACACAAACCCGAACAAAGACACUCCCUACAACAGCCAGAAAAACACCCAGUAAAGUUCUUAAAAAACACAACAGGAGUAUAGAAUCCUCCGAUGACAGCUCAGAUGAUGAACCAUUGAUUCAUCUAACCAGGUCUCCAUCUAAAGACACUGUGAGGACAAUACUGAAGAGCUGUGUCGCUAAAGAAUCCAACGGCAACAACUGUAGUCAAAGAAAAGGCAAAACCAGCAGAGAGGAAGAGGUGAAUUCUGAUGACGAGCCCUUAAUUAGCCUAGUUAAAAAGCCUCUUAAAGCUGUAAAGAAGACCACGACACCAGCGAAGAAGAGUGUGCCAGGAAAGACAAACAAAGCAGUCAACAGACGGAGCACCAGCAUUGUUCAAAGCACGAGUGAAGGGUCUUUGGAUGAUCGAUUAGAUGAUGAGCUGUUGAUUAAGAAGAUGGUGAGGAAUCCAUCAAUAAAGACCCUGAUGGUUAUUCUGGAGAGGUGUGAAACUAAAGAAGCCUUGGAAGAUUACUAUAGAGCCAACGUGGGAAACGCUGGCGAAAGAAGUGCAGCUAUGGCAGAGAAGAGAAAUCGGUCACAAGACUGCUCUGACGAUGAACCUUUGAUAAAGAUGGUUGGAAACCCAGAGUCAUGAUUAUGGACUAGUAUAGAUACCGGAAUAGUACUUCAUUUUAGGAUGACGGCAUUCAGUAACAAACUUGUCGAAGAUGGCACAAUAGUUGCUGACACAACCACUUUUUUCUUGCUUGAGGUUACUGUGUUAUGGUGAAAAGAAAUGUGUGUUGUCUAACUAUUAGGUGAUUUGGGAUAACUAUUUUCAUGUUUUAAUUUGUGUUUUUAUAACUUAUUUAUUUUUGUAUCAUGUUUACCACAUGGAUGCUCGUGGUAGCAUGUUUUGUAGUAUAUUUAUGUCCAUGCAAAAGUUGACUCAUUCAACAAUGGGCCUGAUUUAUUUUUAAUUGUUGCCAAUUAUGGGUCUCCAGCGUAAUGAAUUAGAGUACAUUUUUGUGAUUAAUAGGGAGGAGUCAUGUACUCCAUUUCUUUUGACUGGAAUGUACCAUCAAAUAGGGAGCAGUACUAUUCAUUUUCAAACACAAACUGUAGAUGUGCUUGUUACAGUCCACGCAUGUAAUGGCUUACCAUUCAAUUGUGUGAGAUUACAUUAUAAAAAAUUAUUCAUUAAUUGUUUUCACAAUUUUAAUUAAAGAACAGAAGUUUCCCA